AUGGGACCUUCUUCAAAUCCUAGCAAUUUUCCAAGAGAUCAAAAAGAACGCAAAUUCCCUACUUAUAUCUUUUUAGAGGAACAAAGAAAUGGAGAAAAAAAUGGAGGUAUACAUGGAAAUUGGAGAAAACUUUCAGAUCGCGUUAAAAGUCAUCAACAAAGCGAUUUUCAUCGUAACUGUUAUCUCCAAUGGAAAACAGCUACGAUUCACUUGAAAAGUCAAAAGUCCAUUGAGCAUCAGUUAGAAAAACAAAUUGGAGAUGAAACAAAGCGAUGGAAAGUCAAAGAAAGAUUCCUUAAGCUAGAAGAACUUGAAAAGAAAAAGGGAUCUGAUAUAACAAAGUUGAUAUUGAAUGUGUUGGAAGAGAAUGAGCUCGACAUAAAAAAUUGUCGAGGUCAAGGCUACGACAACGGCGCUAAUAUGGCAGGUAAUUACAAUGGAGUUCAAGCUUUGAUAAGACAGAAUAAUCCACAAGCAAUUUUUAUUCCUUGCUCUGCUCACAGUUUGAACUUAUGUGCAGUACACGCUAUUGAAUCAUCGGCUCCUGCAAAAUCCUAUUUUGGAAAUAUUCAAAAGCUAUACAAUCUGUUCAGCAGCAGCCCAGUUCGUUGGAAAAUUCUUAAGGAGGAGACAGGCCAAUCAUUACAUAAACUUUCUGUUACACGAUGGAGUUCAAGGAUUGAAUCAGUUAAGCCACUAGCAAAAAAGCCAAGAGAGAUCUUGAAAUUAUUACAUCGUCUAAAAGAGUUAGACCUUCCAGGCGAAUCUAUUAAUAACGUGAGUCUUCUGCUUCAAUCCACUCAACUCACUCUCGAUGAUGAAGUAAAGAUUCUAAAUGGCCUUUUGAUGGAUCUGGAUCGAACCCGUCUGUCUUGGGACCUCAUUUUGAUAGAGGCAACAGAAGUUGCAAAGAACUUGAAAUUUGAUAAAAUAAUGUUUACUGUGAAGAGAACGCGAAAAAAGAUCGUCUCAGAUGAAACUGCUGGUUACAACCACGAAGAAGCAUCAAAAAACUUUGAGUGUAAUGUCUUCAAUGUUGCACUCGACAAUCUGACUAGUCAAAUGAGAUCAAGAUUUAAAGUAAUAGAAGAGGAAUGUAGCAAGUUUUCCUUCCUUUGGUAUUUACAGAAAUCUCAAACAGACCAAGAUCUAGGUUUAAAAGCUGAGAAUCUGGCUAAACUUUACCCAGAAGACUUAUGUAAAAACGAAUUUUCUGAUGAAGUUCGGCAUUUUUUUUCCGUAAGAAGAAAUAUUCUAGCCAGCGAAAAGCCUGUCGAACUUCUAAAUGAAGUUUAUGCAAAGGGGCUGCAUUCAAUAUUUCCGCAAAUGUGUGUUUCUCUUAGAAUCUUUCUAACAUUGCCCGUUUCAACAUCUGAAGGAGAAAGAUCUUUCAGCAAGUUAGCUAUCAUCAAAGACUAUCUACGUUCCACAAUGGGCCAGGAGCGAUUGUGCUACUUGAUGAUCCUUUCAAUCGAAUCAGAUUUAGCCAUUAACGUUAAUUAUGAAGAAGUUAUUUCAAAUUUUGCUGCUAAGAAGGCCCGGAAGAUGUACCUGAAGUAUGAUAGGGCAUCCAUUAAACUUUUGGACCCGGGCAUCACAAAAGCUCUGGGCGGGCCUGCACUGAAGCCUGCAGUCAAUAAUGAUAUACUUAACUAA
Messenger RNA from Hydra vulgaris (swiftwater hydra), 1656 nucleotides. The record is from RefSeq and is a predicted model, not a curated record. NCBI's taxonomy places the organism in Eukaryota, Metazoa, Cnidaria, Hydrozoa, Anthoathecata, Hydridae.